AUGUUGGGACUCACCUCAACUCUGUUGGCGGUGCUGGCUGUGAAUAGUGUCACAUAUGCCGAGGAAGAACCUCCCACUAUCACCGCAGCGCCUAUAUACUUGCCAUACUACAACAAAGAGUCCUGGUCCCUUGUCCGCGGUAGCAUCAUUUCGAGCGACGAGCAGGCCCAAGAGACAACAUACACGAUAUUCUGUCCAGAUACAGACGGUUCCACUCCUCCAGAGUGCGAUCUUUCUCUCGAGUUUCCUUUUAUUCUUGUUGAAGGCCCUGAUACCGUUCGAUUCCACGGAACUAACCCUUCAAGACUAACGGCAAACUUGGAGUGCAGUCUGCAAGGCACAACCAAAGCGACAUGCUCUGGAUACUCUAGUUUCGACAAGGGUUACAAUGAUGGUAUUCACACUGGACCAACUGAAGUAGUAUGGAAAUCGACCUUUACCGGAAAGGAAGCGGAAUGGGGCGUCUUGACCAUGGGCCCGUUACCUGAAGAUCCUGACCCUGUCACCGCUGCCUCGACUACGCCUACAGAGUUCGUUUCGAUGCCGUUGGCUACAGACGGCAGCAGUGCGGCAAUGGGUUUGGAUGCCAAAGUCAUGAGAAUCGCUCUCGUGGCAGCCUUGUGUGCGUUGAUGACCGGCUGGCUGUGA
Messenger RNA from Fusarium venenatum, 648 nucleotides. RefSeq lists its product as uncharacterized. NCBI's taxonomy places the organism in Eukaryota, Fungi, Ascomycota, Sordariomycetes, Hypocreales, Nectriaceae. The record is from RefSeq and is a predicted model, not a curated record.